Messenger RNA from Parastagonospora nodorum SN15, 1785 nucleotides. RefSeq lists its product as hypothetical. The record is from RefSeq and is a predicted model, not a curated record. The transcript has a single exon. Bases 1 to 1785 code for a protein of 594 amino acids. NCBI's taxonomy places the organism in Eukaryota, Fungi, Ascomycota, Dothideomycetes, Pleosporales, Phaeosphaeriaceae.
AUGAGCCCGAUCCGCGGGAACCACUCCACGGACGAAGAAGCGCAAUUGCUCGGCGCAGAUGAAUCAAGCAACGAAGACGAUGGAUUGCCCUUACAUCGCACGCGAGCCCAGCAGGGAGGUCUUCUGGACCUGUUGAAUGGACCCGAUCCGCCCAAAGUACAUUCUAUUCGCCCAUUCCUACCAGCCUUGCAGGAAGCUCCGGUCAGAUUAUUGGAAGUCUGGAAAAUUGACAAGAGAGCCCUCCUUUCAGUCGUCUUGCUUCUUUGGCUCAUUCUCUUCGCAGGCUUCUUGACGGCCCAGCUUCCUAUCGAAGAUGCAGACGGAAGGUAUGUGGUAAAUCUGGACUGCGUAGACACUCUUUGGUGGAGAAAGAACGAGUGCGGAAUCGAUGGCGUCAACUGCCACCCUUUCGAUAACCGGACUUUUGCCUUUCGCUGUCCUGCAAAAUGCCGCGACGUUCAGGUUCUGAAUCCAAGACAUGUUGGCCCUGUCGACGUGAACUAUCGCCCUCUCGUCAUUGGUAGUGGACCCUAUCGGGGUGACAGUUUCAUCUGUGGCUCAGCGAUACAUGCGGGAAUCAUCGACAAUGCCAAAGGCGGUUGCGGUCGAGUCAGCCUGGUUGGAUCACAUACCGGUUUUGCAAGCACCAAGCAGCAUGGUAUUGAGUCAAUCGCUUUUGACUCCGACUUCCCAUUGUCGUACUCCAUUGCCUCGGAUGAUAGAUUUCGAUGUGCUUCUGAGCCCCGUUCGACGCUGCUCGUUAUAUCCUUGAUCUUCACUGCGGUACUUGCCAUCUUUUCGGCUUCCCCAUUGAUCUUUUUCUCCAUUUAUGUACUCAUCUUUGCGCAUGUCAGUUUCGUGUCUGAUCCGCCAUCGGCCUCGUAUCGUAAUUCUACUGUAUUACCGGACCAUCUCUCAAUGUUCGCUAAGCGGUUGCUGCCCGCGAUCUUCGUUGCCAUUGUCGUAUACCGCGCUAUCGUCAAGAAGACAUUGUCUGGGGUCACGGCCCAGUUCGAGAAGACGUUAUUCUGGCUUGGUGGCUUCUGGGUAGGAGCACUUUCAAACUACACCUUUGACUGGAUACCGAUAUCGCGUCUUUCUGCGCACGACUUGAGUCAACAACCCGGCGCAAAGCUAGCCCUACUUGUGAUCAUAUUGGUCCUCGCCGGUAUCAUCAUUAGCCAGGCUUACUCGUUCUGGCGCGAAGGUCGCCUCCUACGUUACCUUGGAAUCUAUGGCAUAAUCAUCGGCGCGAUUUUGUUAUGUCUUCUCAUACCUGGAGUCAAUCUACGGAUACAUCACUACAUCCUGGCACUUCUGCUUCUGCCAGGUACCACUCUUCAGACUCGGCGUUCUUUGCUAUAUCAGGGCAUUCUCUUGGGUCUGUUCGUGAACGGAGUAGCUCGAUGGGACUUCGAUUCGGUGCUCCAGACGAGUGAGGCACUGCGGGCUGAUGCGGAGCUAAAUUCAGAAGUGCCCACGAGCUUGAUGCCGCUCAUUGAAUCCAGAGUAAACGGCCUUGUUGUGAAGUUCACUUGGAACCCGCCUCCGGAGUUUAUGGACGGCAUUAGUGUAAUGGUCAAUGAUGUAGAGCGUGAUCGGGCAUGGUACGACGAUGGAGAGCCUCGGACUGGUCGAGAGUUCGAAUGGGAGCGACCACCCGGCCCUGCAGUCAACGAGUAUUUCCGGUGGGCAUAUCUGAAGGAUGGGCGCACGCUGGAUUACUCAAAAGCAGGCGUGCUCUCCACAGAAGGUGUUUGGACGCCAGAGGAUACUUCUAGCUGA